CAUUUUCUCAUCCUUUGAUUUCGAAUAUCUUACAACAAUAGGCAAUGAUCUCCAACGUUGCAUUAUAAUCUAAUUCGCAUUAAAAAGUAAUUAAAAGAACUGCUUAUAAACUUCGGGAUCGUUGAUUCAAUAACAUCAGUAAGGGUUGAGGUUCGGCAGAAAGAUGAUGCAGGCUUUAGUAAUCGCGAUCCUGUUUGCGGCAUGCGCCGCUGAAAAAGUGAACGUAACACAAUUGAUGACACAACUCGUAGACGUAGAUUGUACUAACCUAACCGGAUUCAAGCCAGUUGGGUGGUUGGCCACUACUUAUAAAGAUUGCGUCUAUGUUGUUUGCGACGCUGGGAACCCAGACCCCGAACUGAGAAAGUAUCCCCGUGCAUGUGGCAGUAAAUUCCAAACACAUGAAAGUCUGAGUACGCCUGCUGGUCCCCUGUACUGGCCUCCAAGCUGUGCUGAUUAUGGGUUGAGUGUUGAGGGUUGUAUAGCAAUGUCAACUGAAAUAUGUAGGGUAGAAGUGAGCACUACGGACAACAUCAAUUGCGGACCAACAUAUAAGGAUAUGAAAGAAGGUUCAUCACUUCAGCAGGAUGAUCCAGAUGUUGUUAGGAGGCAUGGCUAUUGCAUAUUCAAUGACCCACAUUCGAUGAAUCCAAUAUACAAAAACGAUACAAGAUUAUGUGCUCGACCUCAGUUUGCGAAUGGAAACAAGUAUAAACUAUUUCAUCGAUACCCUGUUAGCCAGAAUGAUUAUGUUGAAGUCGAUGGCUUGUUUGGCGGCAAUGGUGGUCAUUAUCUAACGGAUCUGUACGUAAACACUGCAUUCAGUAAUCUAGCUGUAUCUGUCGAUCUAAACGGUACACUCUCUGUCCAGGAAACGCUAAAGAACCCAAUAGGAGCAGGUUUCCCAAUAGUCACCUAUGAAUAUUCGCAAAAUGGUAGCGUUGUGGUUGUCACUGUAGCUUUCGGAACCGAUGCAGAUGGUGGUAAAAUAACUAUAGCAAUAAGGGGAGGUCGGCCCUACAAAAUGAACGUAUGCAUUAAUGAUCCCUUGAAUAUGGCUGAAAUUGGCUCUUUCGGCACUACAUUGCUUGAUGAAACAAGUUACUUUGGAUAUCUUGAUUUCCUUGAGGCAAGCAUAAUCCCAAAUCUCAAUAUAACUGGUGAGAACUUGCUACUGGACGUAAACGAUGUUACGUAUGACGUUGAUACUCCAAUGGCCUUUCAUAAGUUCAGAGUACAGGAGUCUGUUAACAUGUCAUGCUGGCAUGCAUCAGACACAGCUCAGCUCGUGAAUGUGGCAGAUUUCUUGAUUGUUUAGGUCUACAUCUUGAAAUGAAAAAACUUAGCUCUUACAACUUGGAACUCCAUCUAAAUAUUGACUGUUUAAUUUCGAGCCAUUAAGUGCCAUAAACACGUAUCAAUUCAAAAUGCUAAAAAAGUGCCCUCCGCUUAUUGGUGCAAAUUUAGGGUCAUGUGUUUACCGAUAUUGUCACGUGACCACAGAAUUCCAACAAUAAGGUAAAAAAUUGAUUUUCUACUUUUGAUUGGACACUAUUUUCAAAUACAAUAUGUAGCUGCCAUGGAGCCUAUUUAGGGAAAACUCGGACAGAAAAAUGCGAAUGAAAAUGGACAUCGAGAAUAUAAAAUUGAAUAGCAUUGUAUCAGGGUAUAUGUACCGUCGUUUCCGAAGGUACACGAUGAAGGUAUGCGGCAAUAAGAUGAUCAUGGCCAUUGUUAAUUUUCCUGAGUUUAAACUCUCCUUCUCCCACUACUGAUCUGAUGUUUAUUUAAGUUGGUUCAUCGUCCUAUUAUUUUACAUUGCCUCAAUAAAAGAUAUGUCUAUAUAUGUAUAACUCAAUUGAUUACAUAUUGCAGCCAUUAAGUGGCUAUUAAAAUGUCAUAUUGCCGCAUAUAACCUGACACAAUGCAUUAUUUUCAUCAUAAGUAAUAAUAUUUGAUAAAAAAAUCAAAAUCAACAAAACGUUGAAUGUAAAGACUAGCGAGUAAACAUGUUCUUCGAUGUUCUAGAUUAUGAAAUAGGAAAUCUUAUUCUGGAAUAUUCAAAGUCGAUUAUUGUAGUCUGAAAUAUUUAGAGAUUGUUUGAUUGAAUAAAGGUAGUUAUAGAAUGCAGCAAA
Molecule: messenger RNA, 2135 nt
Organism: Owenia fusiformis
Lineage: Eukaryota; Metazoa; Annelida; Polychaeta; Sabellida; Oweniidae
Source: the annotation of a GenBank genome assembly